AUGUUUGAAAUGAAUGAACAAGAGCAAAAUUAUGAACAAUCUAAUUCUACAACAUCUCUUCAUAAUGCUGAUCAAUAUCAUUAUCCAGUAGCAACUACAAGUAGUUCAGUUGAUUAUUCACCAUCAACACAAACAUUUGUUCUUUCUUCAAGUACAACAGUUUUUCAAUCACUAUUAUCACCACAAGAAAAUCAAAAUAAUUUUUCUGAACAAUAG
Messenger RNA from Adineta steineri, 216 nucleotides. NCBI's taxonomy places the organism in Eukaryota, Metazoa, Rotifera, Eurotatoria, Adinetida, Adinetidae. The record is from the annotation of a GenBank genome assembly.